Molecule: messenger RNA, 1198 nt
Organism: Psylliodes chrysocephalus
Lineage: Eukaryota; Metazoa; Arthropoda; Insecta; Coleoptera; Chrysomelidae
Source: the annotation of a GenBank genome assembly
AUAAUGACAAAUGACAGCUGUUUAGGUAGAAAAAGCUUGCAAAAUAGCGUGUAUUUUAAACUUAAUUUUUUAAUUAAUUUCUCAUGCAUAGCAUUAUAUCUGAUACUUAAAAACAUGGUGAAACUAACUGCCGAAAUUAUACAAAACUCCAUGCAAUUCAUAAAUCCAGUGAAAGAUAGAGAACUGGAUUUAAGAGGAUAUAGGAUACCGGAAAUUGAAAAUUUAGGUGCAACUGGAGAUCAGUUUGAUACUCUAGAUUUUUCAGAUAAUGAUAUUAGAAAAUUGGAUGGAUUUCCUUAUUUAACUAGGUUAAAAUGUUUACUAAUGAAUAAUAACCGUAUUGUCCGUAUAGGCGAACACCUCGAAGAAUACAUACCAAAUUUAGAAACCCUCGUUCUAACCGGAAACCAAAUGGAAGAGCUAGGCGACAUCGAACCUUUAUCCACUUUAGAAAAACUCACGAGUCUAAGUCUGAUGUUCAACCCAAUCACGGCUAAACAGCACUACAGAUUGUACAUUAUCUUUAAAAUUCCCCAAUUGAAAUUGCUGGAUUUUCGAAAAAUCAAACUCAAAGAGAGGGACGAGGCGAAAAUGUUGUUUAAAAGUAAGAAAGGGAAGGAAAUACAGAAGGAGAUCAUUAAGAAGGCAAAGACUUUUGUACCUGGUGGUAAUGUCAACAGUGUGGCGAAGAGUAGAGGUUUGACUGAUGAUGAAAUUAAAAAGAUCCGAGAAGCCAUUAAAAAAGCCAACUCACUGGUGGAAGUGGAAAGGUUACAAAAGAUCCUACAGUCCGGCCAAAUACCUGGAAAUGAAUUCAAUACCCGUCAACAAAACGGAGUGACACGCAUGGAUUUCGAAUGAUGGCGCAUUAGUAUGUAAUAAUCGAUUUUAUAUCGAUUUAAUUUCGACUUUUUUUGGUAAAGUAUUGCGUAAAAGUUCAAAAAUUAGUUAAUAAUAUUUUUUUUAUAAUUCCAUUGGUUGAAUUUUUUUCAGUUUUCUGUUCGAUUAUUGUAUAGAUUUAAGAUUGAUAAGAACACUGUAUUGACACACUAUGAAGCGAUAAUAAAUAAAAAACUUUUGUAUUAAAAAAUGGUUGAGAAGCGAUUGGUUUUUUUUUUAUGACAUUUUUAUGGUUUGAUACUUUUAAUUGUUGCUUUAUUUUUCAGAGCGGUUAAAGGUUAAUAAAUUACUUUUGAAU